Messenger RNA from Striga hermonthica, 1890 nucleotides. The record is from the annotation of a GenBank genome assembly. Lineage: Eukaryota; Viridiplantae; Streptophyta; Magnoliopsida; Lamiales; Orobanchaceae.
AUGCCUUCUGUCGAAGAAGCCGAUGUUGGGAUUGUCUGUUACAUCUCUCAUCUCCCUGGCUUCCGUGGAGUUCUCAAGCAGAGGUAUUCGGAUUUUAUUGUAAACGAAGUAGAUUUGGAUGGAAAUGUAGUUCACUUAACCUCACUGGAGGCUCCUUUAGAGAUUGCUGAGCAGAAAAAAGAAAAGAUAGCAGAUGUGAUGGAUAAAGAUUAUUCCACCGAGAUGGAGUCUUUUAGAUCUCUUGCUGGUGAUUCUGAUACGGAAAAGUUGAAAUAUUUUGUAGACCAAAUCGGUGAAGUAGCUAAAAGCAAUGAUGAAUCUGUUGUUCUUUCUCCUAGCUCUGAUAAGUCCCAUCGCACGGCUAUUCAUAACUUCUUCAAGGAGAGACUGAAAUUCCUAGUUACUGACACUGUUGAUGGGCCGGAUACCCUAUCAAAGUGUAUUCGUGUGCGGUUGAAUUCAGCAAGUAAUAAUGACCGGGGAAAGAAUUCAAGGAAAAGAAAAGAGCGAGGUCAUAAACCAUAUGAUAGUAGAGGCUCAGACAGUUGGCCGGCAGACAUGGGCAAGUUCCUCAGGUUUUGUCUUUACAAGGAAAAUAAGGAUACACAGGAUGCUCUAAGGCUCCUGGGAAAGAUGCUUGGCAUUCAGCCCAGGUCUUUUGGUUUUGCCGGCACUAAAGAUAAACGCUCUGUAUCCACUCAAUGGGUUACUGUUUUUAAGCAGCGGGCGAGUAAAUUAGCAGCACUUAAUAAAAAACUAAUUGGCAUCAAAGUUGGGAACUUCUGUUAUGUUAACGAAGGACUUGUUCUUGGGCAGCUUUUAGGAAAUCGGUUCACAAUUACAUUAAGGAGCAUUGAUGCUGAGAGUGAAGAUAUAGUUAGAGCAUCUGAUGUGACAAGAACGAUAAGGGAGUAUUACAAGGAGAGUGGUGACAUCGAGGAAACUCUAAGACAGUUGCCUCGCCAUAUGGUUGCAGAACGUUCUAUUCUGCAUUGUCUUAAAAAAUGUCCUGGAAAUUACCUACAAGCUCUGUUGGCUAUACCGAGGACACUAAGAAUGAUGUUUGUGCAUAGUUAUCAAAGCUAUUUAUGGAACCACGCAGCAAGUAUGAGAAUACAAAAAUAUGGGGCCCACCAGGUUGUGUCGGGGGAUCUGGUUUACUGUAGAGGACAAGAGAUUAAUAAAGAAGCUGUAUCCUCUCAUUCAGAGUUGGAAGAUGGCAGUAGCAAUGAAGCAAAUGUUGAUUGCGAUCUGGAUGAUGUACCUGUCACCGAUUUUCCUGAAGCAAGAAACAUGUCUGUUAAGGUCAUAUGUGAGGAGGAUAUAGUUGCGGAAAAGUAUACCAUUGACGAUAUUGUCCUUCCCUUGCCGGGGUGUAGGAUAACUUAUCCAACAAAUGACAUAGGGAAUGUCUAUUGUGACUUGGCAAAAAAGGAUGGUAUUAGCUUGACCGACUGUGCACACAAUUCCAAGGAAUUUUCAUUUACCAACCUGACUGGAGCAUAUAGACGAGUGUUUCAAAAGCCUAAGGACUUUGAGUGGGAAUUGCUCAACUACCAAGAUCCAAAUUUACCACUGGCUGAGACAGACUGGGAAACUAUUACAAAGUCAGGUACAACAUGUACAGUUGUUGGAGCCUUAGACGAGAAGGAACAGAACAACUGUCAAACUGAUUCGAGAUCAAAGGUGGAUAAUUGUGAAACUGAGAUUGAAUCUGAAAGUCACAGAGACAAAGAUGUGAUGCAAACAGCUGAGCCUGUGGCUGCCACUAAGACGCAAAAGGCUCUAAAGUUGACCUUUACUCUCCCGGCUUCUUGUUAUGCAACUAUGGCCAUAAGGGAGCUGCUGAAGACAUCAACCUCUGUUGACUUUCACAAGGCAUUAAACUAA